GCGCGCUGCCAAGCGCGGCCCUCUGCUUCCGCCGCGUCCUGCUGCUUCCGCAGCUCCCGCCGCUUCCGCCGUUGAUCCCCGACUGCGUCAUCUCACCUCUUCUCUCGGUUACUGCUGCUGUGUGUGUUCUUUGGCAGCCACUUCUACCUCGUGAUCAUGGCUGACUCGUCUUCUUCUUCAGUCAACACUACUCUGCCUGAUGUUGUGUCUGCGCGGACUGAUCAUGUACCGGUUCAGGUUACCACCAUUCAACUUACCAAGGAGAACUAUUCCCGAUGGUCUGCUGCGAUUACCAUGGGGAUUGCUGGGCGAGGACGCAUUGCCUAUGUGAAUGGGAGAAAGGUUGAACCUGCUGCAGAUAGUCUGGCUUGGGAUACAUGGUUUCUUGAAGACAACCAGGUCAAAACCUGGAUUGUCAAUUCAGUGUCCCCGGAUAUCCAACCCCUCAUUCUUCGUAAGAAGACUGCAAGGGAUAUGUGGAUUAUUUUGGAGCAGAUGUAUGGCCAAAAGAAAAGGAAAGUUCGUGUGUAUCAACUUAUGAAGGAUGUGUAUUCCCUGCGACAAGGUGCUCUCUCGGUUGCAGACUUUUAUGCAGCAUUAAAAUCUAAGUGGGAGGACCUUGACUAUCACUCUGAUAUUCCAUGGAGGUGUCCUCACGACCAGAUGCAGUACAUGACUGAUAAAUGGGAAAACAGGGUAUUCCUUUUCUUAUCCGGACUGAAUGAUGACUUUGAAAAUAUAAGGAGUCAGAUUCUUAACUCUGACGAAUCAUUUAGUAUUGAAGAUGUCUAUUCCCGUGUUGAAGCUGAAGAACAGAGAAGGCUGCUCUCUAGUGGACGAAAGGGGGAAGAACAGUCUGCCUAUGUUAGCCGUGCCCCUGUGGGAACUCCUCGUUCUUCUCGAAAAUGUACUCAUUGCAAAAAACUUGGUCAUACUAGGGAUUUUUGUUGGGACCUGUAUCCAGAGAAGAAGGAUAGUAGGGGGAGGUCUUCGAGUGGGAAGAAGUCUGUAUCGUCUGCAACAAGUCUGAGUGAUGGGAAAGGUUCUAUUUCUGCAGAGCAGAUCCGUGAGCUACGAGCAUAUUUGAGCAAGAUUGAUGUUGGUCAGGCAGAUACACCAGAUGAGGUGAAGAUCAAUCAGGCAUUGGCUGUUUCAGGGGGAGAAGGACUUGGUGACAGGGAAGAGGAUUGGGAUUGGUUUGGUGUCUGAUGGGCUGUAUCGGCUUCCUAUACGCGUUGUCACAGCUCUUAUGUCAGCAGUCAGCAGAACAGAGAAGAAGGAGGAAGAGUGUCG
Messenger RNA from Nymphaea colorata (pocket water lily), 1293 nucleotides. RefSeq lists its product as uncharacterized. Lineage: Eukaryota; Viridiplantae; Streptophyta; Magnoliopsida; Nymphaeales; Nymphaeaceae. Bases 157 to 1209 code for a protein of 350 amino acids. The record is from RefSeq and is a predicted model, not a curated record. The transcript is spliced from 2 exons.